UUUGUCUUUUUUCUUCUUUUGUAGGCGCUAUGCUUUUAUUUUCCCUAAUUCACUUCAAUCUGAACAUCAUGAACUUGCAUGCUUGCACAUGGAGGGAAUGCAAGGGCCUGGCCAACUUCAAGUCUUUCUUAUAUCAAGAGGAAGUACCAAAUUGUUGGUAGAAAGGACCUUCCCGGAGAAUCCUGUAUUCACCUGUCUUCCAAUCACGGUCCCAAAGCUACCUGACGAUCAUUUAGUGAACAUGAUUGGUUCUGAAAACAUAGAACUUGAAGUUGUCAUCAAGAAUUCUGGGGAGAACAUACGUGAAAAACGAACAGUAACACUGAAGCCAAAGAAGAUGUCCGCUGCUCCUCAAAUCUUGAUCCAGACUGACAAAUCCGUAUACAAGCCCGGACAGACUGUGAAAUUUCGAAUCGUCUCACUGAAUGCAAACUUUGAACCUGCAGAUACUAAGCUAGCCUUGGUACAAUUACAGGAUCCAAAACUCAACAGAAUUGGCCAAUGGUUGGAUGUGAAACUUAAUCAGGGAAUGGCUGACCUAUCACACUCUCUGUCUUCUGAACCACAGUUGGGCGAAUAUACUAUUAUAGUGAAGAGUAAAGUCCACAAGUUCAGCGUGGAGGAAUAUGUGCUUCCAAGAUUUGAGGUCAUCUUUGAGCUUCCACAGUUUCUCCUGGCCAACAAGGAAACAUUCCCCGUUAAAAUAUGUGCCAGGUACACUUUUGGAAAGCCGGUUUCAGGACAGUAUAAAGGCAACUUGUGUCGGAGAAAAAUGUUUGGAUUCACCACACCAUCUUCAACUCAAAGACAUGCCUGUGUUCGUUUCAAAGGAGAGCUGGACAAGUUGGGUUGUGCCAAGUUAAUCAUGAAGUCCUAUAAUUUUUACCUUCAACACCCAACAUACACCAUGCUAAUGUCUAUACAGGGAAAGGUUACCGUGACGGAAGAGGGGACAGGAAUAGAAUUCUCUGCAAGUGGAGAAUCCAGAAUCACAACCAUGAACCAUUUACUAGCGUUUCCUAAUGCCAAGAAAACGUACAAGCCUGGGAUUCCGUAUUCUGGAACAGUAGAAGUACUCAAUGAACAGAGAAUCCCGGUUCCUGCCCAGAAAGUUUACCUUACCUGCCGAGAUGGAAAUACGACCUCCAAACACACUCUGAUAACAGAUGGCAAUGGACAUGCUGCUUUUAAGCUGAACAAUACCAAAAACUGGGUGGACAACGUACACUUAACAGCAUCAACCGUGGAAGAAAGUAUCCCGUACUUCCCAGACUUAAAUACCCCACAGGAUUUUAAUGGGCACUUGACCCUCUUGCCCCUGUAUUCUGACAGCAAGAGUUACCUCAGCCUACAGCCUGCGGGGAACAUUCUGUCAUGUGAUCCAGAAGAGGAAGUCUAUGUGGAAUACAUCAUCAGACACACAGCACUGGAGGAGAAGACAAGUCCCUUGCUCCUACAUUACCUGGUCACUUCUAAGAGCACCAUACUGAACUCUGGUUCUCAGGAUAUACCCUUGAGCGGGCCUAAUAAAGAUCUGCAUGGAGAAGUGACCCUCAGGCUUCCUGUAAGAGCUGCAGACUCCUCCACCCUUCAUGUCCUUGUGUUUAUUUUACUCCCAAAUGGGGAGAUAAUAGCGGAUUCUGUAAAAAUCACAAAGAAGAAAUGCUUCAAAAAUCAUGUGGAAGUCGGUUUCUCCCCAGAUGAGGUCCUCCCGGGAUCAGAUGUGUCUCUCCAGGUUCAGGCUGCUCCUGGCUCCCUCUGUGGUCUUAGGGUGGUGGAUCAGAGUGUGGUGUUAAUGAAACCAGAAGCUGAGCUGACUGUUGAUAAAGUUCAUGCCCUCUUCUAUGAAUUUGAUUUUCCCUUCCAACUCGGUUUUAUCGGAAGUAUUGGUGUUCCAGAUGGUGAACCCCGCCGUUGCCGCAAUCGUCCCGGAGAAUAUCAUCAGUUUCCCUUUGGAAUUUUGAUUGCUGAGGAUGAAAUCCAAAAAGUUUUUAUGGACAUGAGUUUGAAUAUUAUAACAAGUGCUCCAACUACAAAACCUUUGCUGUGUCCUGAUUCGUUGGAUUUGGAGGCGGAUGAUCCAGGCCUAGAUUUUUUGGGAGUAGGACCUGGCUUUGGAGUAGGACCUGGCUUUGGAGUAGGACCUGGUUUUGGAGUAGGACCUGGCUUUGGAGUAGGACCUGGCUUUGGAGUAGGACCUGGCUUUGGAGUAGGACCUGGUUUUGGAGUAGGACCUGGUUCUGGAGUCGGUGGAGUCGGUGGAGUCGGUGGAGCUGGAUUAGGAAUUGGGGCAGGGUCAAUGAUACCAGGGGGAGUACCAUCAUUUAAUGCUCUCCCUGGCAUCUCAACUCUAACAAACCCGGAGUUUAUUAGGAAAUACUUUCCUGAGACCUGGAUAUGGGAGCUGAUGCCAGUUGGGAACUCUGGCACUGUAGAGCUCCAUCGGCCGGUUCCAGAUACAAUCACAGACUGGAAUGCAGGAGCUAUGUGUAUGGGACCCGAUGGAUUUGGCUUGUCGCCCUCGGUGCCUCUCAGAGUCUUCCAACCUUUCUUUGUGGAGCUUGCUCUGCCAUACUCUGUAGUUAGAGGAGAGUCCUUUACUCUGAAGGCUUCCGUGUUCAACUACUUGCAGCAAUGUAUCAAGGUUCAAACUGUCCUGCUGCCUUCUUUGGAACUGGAACAGGAACUUUGCUCCAAUUGUCAGUACAGCAGCUGCCUGUGUGCAGAGGAGAGCAAAACCUUCUACUGGAAUGUGACAGCCAGCAAGCUUGGGGAAGUGAACAUCACAGUGAGGACAGAGGCAAUAAGUACAACAGACAUGUGUGAUAACGAGAUUCCUGUUGUUCCAAAGCGGGGAAAUAUCGACACCAUCAUCAAGCCAAUUAUUGUGAAACCUGGUGGUAUCUUAGUGGAAAAGUCUCACAAUUUCAUGAUUUGCAUUCCAGUGGCGCAAGUUCAGGCAACCCCAGAGGAGUUCUCCUUAAACGUUCCAGAAGAUAUUCUGGAGGAUUCUGAGAGAGCAUAUGUGACACUUGUUGGAGAUAUGAUGGGUACAGCCAUGCAGAAUUUGGACAGACUGUUGGCUAUGCCAUAUGGGUGUGGGGAGCAGAACAUGGUCCGUUUUGCCCCCAAUAUCUUUGUUCUGCAGUAUCUGGAGAAGACUAAUCAAUUGACUGAUGAGAUCAAGAGCAAAGCCACCGAGUUCAUGGAGAAAGGGUAUCAGAGGCAGCUCAAGUACAAACAUGCCGAUGGAUCAUACAGUGCGUUUGGAAACGGCGAGGAUGGAAACACAUGGCUUACUGCCUUUGUGGUGAAGUCAUUCAGCAAAGCCAAAAAUUACAUAUACAUUGAUGACGUUCAAUUGAGUAAUUCCUUGUCUUGGUUGACUAAAAACCGAUACUAUACCGGCUGCUUCCGUAAUGUUGGCAAGCUCUUCCAAUCUGCUCUAAAGGGAGGAGUGGAAGAUGACGUUUCUUUGUCUACAUAUGUGACCAUAGCACUGCUGGAGGCGGAUGUGCCAAAAGAUAGCCCAGUUGUCAGGGAUUCAGUGACUUGUCUACAACGACUUGCCAUCAGUGUGACUAAUAUGUACACCCAGGCAUUGCUGGCCUACGCAUUCACUUUAUACGGUGACAUGUACAACCGUCAGAUCAUGCUGAACAGACUGAACCCAAGAGCUGUGAGAAGAGAGGGGGAACUGUACUGGCAACCAAAGCCCACAUCUCCCUCUGAUCCGUUCUGGCACCGGGCUUCUUCUACGGAGGUGGAGAUGACAUCCUACGUGCUCCUGGCUUUGCUCUCAGCACCCAGAGUAGACUUUCUGGGAUCUUCUCAAAUUGUCAGAUGGCUGAGCAAACAACAAAAUGCAUUUGGAGGAUUUUCAUCCACCCAGGACACAGUUGUGGCUCUCCAGGCUCUUUCCAAGUAUGCAGAGGCGGUGUAUAGUGGUAGGAGAGAUGCGACAGUGACCAUCACUUCCAAGACAGGAUUUCUGGAGAAGUUCCAUGUGAAUAACAAUAACCGAUUCCUCCUUCAGAGGGCGACAGUACCUGGCAUUCCCGGAAACUACACUGUGACAACUACAGGGAGUGGCUGUGUCUACGUACAGGCAGUUCUGAGAUACAAUAUCCCUGCAGAGAGGAGCCACGCUGCCUUCAUGAUCACACUGGAUGUCAAUUCAACCCAAUGCACCAGAGACCUGCUGACAAAACUUGAGAUGAACAUAGCUGUAGUUUACGUAGGCUCUCGUCAGAGGUCUAACAUGGCUAUUAUAGAAGUGAAUAUGUUGUCUGGUUUCACUGCAGCAAAGAGCUCAAUAGAACUGCUGAAGAGGAAUAGAGUGAUACAGAGAGCAGAGACUGGUGAUGAUGUCAUAAACCUUUACCUGGAUGAGAUUGGACGUUCUCCUAUCAGAUUCGCCUUUACGGUGGAGCAAGAAUUUCCAAUAUUAAACCUCAAACCAGCCACAGUGAAGGUGUAUGACUACUACCAGACAGAUGAAUACGCCAUUGUGGACUAUCGCUCACCCUGUACCUGGUGAGAGCAGACGGCUGUUCUGUCAUUUUUGUCUCUCUUCUCUCUGCUAUCAAUAUUUCUAUAAAAUUUUCUACAGAGUGUCAGUUGUAUGUAUAUGUAUGUAGGGUUAUGUACAGCGGCGGCUGGUGCUCCAUCGGUCGAGGG
Rana temporaria (common frog) is the source of this 4680-nucleotide messenger RNA. Its product is annotated as alpha-1-macroglobulin-like. Bases 89 to 4540 code for a protein of 1483 amino acids. Gene Ontology annotation, cellular component: extracellular region. Gene Ontology annotation, molecular function: endopeptidase inhibitor activity. Lineage: Eukaryota; Metazoa; Chordata; Amphibia; Anura; Ranidae. The transcript has 34 exons. The record is from RefSeq and is a predicted model, not a curated record.